Molecule: messenger RNA, 3735 nt
Organism: Priapulus caudatus
Lineage: Eukaryota; Metazoa; Priapulida; Priapulimorpha; Priapulimorphida; Priapulidae
Exons: 2
Biological process (GO): DNA repair; telomere maintenance
Molecular function (GO): DNA helicase activity
Source: RefSeq, a predicted model, not a curated record
AUGGUGAAGCGCAAAACAUCCCUCAACAAGACUACCCGCACAGCAGCACACAUGACAGCUAAAAGACAACGACCAAGUGUUGACGUCGCACAUCAACAGCCACAACACCCCGAGGCAUAUGGUUAUGUCGAAGAACAUUUUACUCCACAAACCUGUAUAGGACCUAUGAACAAGAUCUGCCAGCACUGUCAAGCUGCUACAUUCACCAAUGAACCUCCUGGAUUCUGCUGCUGCAACGGGAAAAUUAAGCUCCCAUGUUAUCCACAGCCACCACCUUAUCUUUCGUCGCUACUAAAUGACGAUGAACAUUUUCUCUGCAAUAUCAGGACAUACAACUGUGCAUUCCAAAUGACCAGCUUUGCCUGCACAACAAGGCAACUAUCAGGCUGGAACCCUACAUUUACAGUCCAAAGGCAGGUUUUCCACAACAUUGGUUCCAUGUACCCUCAACCAAACCGCCCACCUCAGUUCCUUCAAAUUUACUUCAUUGACAACAAAGUAGAUGAAGUGAACACAAGGCUAUCAAUUGCAAAUCAGCUAAAACCUGAAAUAGUUGCAAAUCUACGAGACAUGCUCCAUGAACACAAUCAAUAUGUCAAAGCUUUCAAAACAGCUGCAGAUACCUUGCACAACAUCAAUGCUCCUGACUUAACUGUUGUCAUACAUGAGGAUAAACCACCAAGCAAUGAACAUGCGCGACGAUUCAACAUACCAGUAGCCAACGAAGUUGCAAUUCUCAUGCCCAAUGAGCCCACCGCCAGCAGGGAUAUAGUCAUACACCAACGUGAUGUUGAGAGUGAGCGUCUCCACUUCUUACGCCGUGAACAGAAAACACUGCGAGCUGAUAACUAUUCAAAUCUCCAAGACAGUCUGCUCACAGCAGAUUCCAAUCCAGCAAGCCUCGGGCAGAGGGUUGUACUUCCAGCCAGAUUCACCGGAGGACCCAGGUAUAUGCAUCAGAAGCAACAAGACGCCAUCACAUAUGUUCGAGAAUUUGGGCGACCUGACCUCUUCAUUACCACAACCACGAACCCCAAAUGGCACGAGAUUAUAGACAACCUACUUCCACACCAAACUGCUCCAGAUCGCCCGGAUAUCGUCGUGCGAGUGUUCAAUCAAAAGUUACGCAAACUCAUGCACAUGCUUAAAAAUGGCUGCUUCGGGGAUGUUCAGGCAUGGCUUUACUCUGUUGAAUUUCAGAAGAGAGGCCUUCCUCAUGCCCACAUCCUUAUAUGGUUAAACCCACAGUCAAAGGUCACUCCACAAGACAUUGACCUCAUCAUUUCAGCAGAAAUCCCAUCUCCAACAGAUACACCAGUCCUUCAUGAAUUAGUCAAGUCCCACAUGAUCCAUGGCCCAUGUGGUCCCAUCAACAGAAACAGCCCUUGCAUGAAGAACAAUCAGUGCACAAAGUCAUUUCCCAAACACUUCAUUGACACCACAAUGACAGGGCACGACGGCUACCCAAACUAUCGCAGACGCAUGGAAGAAGAUGGCGGUCACACCAUUAGCUUAAAGAAGAAUGUCAACCGCACCAUGCAACACAUCAUCAUCAGCAACCAGUGGGUGGUGCUAUACAACCCAUUCCUCCUACGCCAAAUGGACUCCCACACAAACGUCGAACUUUGCAUGUCAGUCAAAAGUAUUAAAUAUGUCCUCAAAUAUGUAAACAAGGGAAUCGACCAAGCCAUAUACAGCCUCCAGCAAGAUACAAGUGCACCUACGCCAACUGAUGAAAUUGCCCAAUACCAGCAUGCAAGAUACGUCGGCAGCACUGAGGCAGCAUACCGCCUUCUCAAACUUCUAGUCUAUGAACACUUCCCACCUGUAUGCCAUUUGGCUGUACACCUAGAAAAUGGACAACGCGUCUACUUUUCAGACACUACCACCGCACAAGAAUUAACCAACCGUCAGCCACCCAAAACUACUCUGACUGAAUUUUUCACCUUAUGUCAACAAGAUACCUUUGCAAGAACACUCACAUACCCGCAAAUACCACAGUAUUACACAUGGAACAACAACAAGUGGGUGCGCCGUAAGAGAGGAACCCCAGUUCCAAACCACCCUAGCAUUUUUAAAACGAGCUGCCUUGGUCGUGUAUACACGAUCUCACCAAGCCAAGGAGAAUGCUACUUCCUCCGACUCCUACUGCAUGAGAAGAAGGGGCCACAAAGUUUCCAACAUCUCAAACAAGUUCAAGAGGUUAUAUGUUCAACAUUCCGUCAGGCAUGCCUUUUGCUUGGCUUAAUUGCAGAUGAUAACCACCUCCACAAGGCUUUAUCUGAAGCCAACGAGUCAAGCAGCCCAGCCCAACUGAGGAACCUCUUCGCCAUUAUCCUCACAUCCUGUGAACCAGCAGACCCACCCAACCUGUGGGAACAGCACAAAGACAACAUGUCUGAAGAUUUAUUCUUUCCAUCCAGCCAACACAACCUCAACGACGACCAAAUUGCUAAUGUCUACAACUCCUGCCUGCUCCAGAUACAACGCAAAGUCCUCCAAAUAGGUGGCCAGCAACUACACAAAUAUGGACUCAAUGUUAACCACAACAAUGCUGAUUACGACACAAUUGAAUACAACCGGUACACCCAGUACUCAACAUCGGAACAACAAACCUUCUUAGCAGAAAAUGAAGACAAACUCACCAAAGAACAGAGGCACAUAUUCGACCUUUUCUGUGCAAAAGUGCACAACUCCCAGCCAGGCAUUGUCUUCCUUGAUGCACCAGGUGGGACAGGCAAAAGCUUUUUGGUUAACCUAAUCCUCGCACGUAUUUGCUCAGAAAAGAAAAUUGCCAUUGCUACAGCAUCAAGUGGAAUUGCAGCGACGAUUCUUACUGGAGGACGGACGCUUCAUGCCACAUUCAAAAUUCCCCUGGAUGUUCAUAUGCAAGACAUGCCUACAUGUGCCAUCAAAAAAGGCUCAACUCUUGCAAAGGUCAUUAUUAACUGUUCCGCACUCAUCGUUGACGAAGCGCCUAUGACCCACAAAGCAGCAUUCGAGGUCGUAGAUCGCACUUUACAAGACAUCCGAGGCAAUACCCAGCCAUUUGGAGGCAUCCCCACAUUACUUUGUGGUGAUUUCCGCCAAAUAUUACCAGUUGUCAAGAACGGUACACAAGCCAACAUCAUUGAAGCAUCAAUCAAAAGAUCUCACCUCUGGCAAUAUGUCCAUAUGGUACACUUUCACAAAAACCUGAGGGCACACCUAACAGGCGACUCAAACGCAACUGCCUAUUCACAUCUACUCAUGUCCAUAGGCGAUGGAACGUAUCCAGUGACUGAACCACCCAGCACAAUCUUCCUUCCUGACAAUCUGCAGACAACAAACGAUCAGGAACAACUCAUUCAAGCCAUCUUUAAAGACUUGCCUACAAAGCACACCAACAACCAAUGGCUAUUACAACGCGCAAUACUAGCGCCACUUAAUGACACUGUCGCAACACUGAACCAUCACAUCCUCAACAUGAUGCCUGGAGAACAAAUCACGUACAAAUCCUUCGACUCGACUCUAACUGUCAAGGAAGCUGUCCAUUUCCCUGUGGAUUUCUUGAAUUCCCUUAAUAUCGCAGGCUUACCACCACACAAACUUAACCUUAAACUUGGUUCCCCCAUCAUUGUCCUCAGAUCUUUAGACCCACCCAACAUUACCAAUGGAACACGUUGUCGAGUCACAGCCUGCCAUGCCAACGUCAUAGAAGUCGUCAUCCUACAUGGACCAGCAACCGGCAAAACC